UUUGUUUUGAGUUCCCACGAUACACCCUCGUUGUUUAUACAAUGAUUAAAUUAAAGCCCAUAACUAUAUUUAAUUUAAGAUGACCGUGUGCUCUUCAGUUGAUUUCUGUUAAAAACCAAGCUUCGAAUAUUGCUUUAGAAACAAUUCUCAUUGUAUUAACGGUGGCUGUUCUACAGCUUGCCUUAAUUUUGUGAAAAUGUUUAUUUUGUUACAAUAAGUUAUUACAAAACCGGUACACUUUUUACUUUUUUUUUAUUGUCCUUUAAAUAUGUUUGCAAUUAUUAUGUAGCGCUCUGCGUUAUAACGCUCCAGAAAUGUUAAGAUGUAUUCGAUUUCCUACAGCCAAAACUUCAGCGCACAACAGCGGGAAAACAUCGCGUUUGCGUGCGCACAAGCUAGGGGUCUUCCCAUUCUCGUCAAGAGUAAUUCAGUUGUCGGGAAACGGGAAACAAAAUGGAAAUAACACCUGGAAAGCAGCUUACCCUGGAGAUGUUGAAGGAAGCCAGAGACACUGUGAUGAAUAGCCCUCUAGGAGUUGUUAACACUCCACUAAUACCUCUGAGUCAAACAGCAUUACCUCUGGAUGUCACCUACAACCUCUAUAUAAAGCUGGAAAACAUGCAAAGGACAGGUUCCUUUAAGAUUCGGGGGGUAGCUAAUCAAUUUGCUAGAAGACCAAAAGGAGGACAUUUUGUUACAAUGUCAGCAGGAAACUAUGGGAAGUCAUUUGCUUAUGCCUCAAAACACUAUGGUUCAACAGGGAAAGUACUGAUGCCAGAAACAGCCCCUACCACAAGGUCUUCUGUAAUCACUAGCUUUGGAGUCGAGGUGGAACGCAUGCCAACUACGUUGUUAUUGUCUGCUGUUGAGCGUUGCGUACAGGAGGAUAAUGUGACUUUCCUACAUUCCUAUGAUGACGUAGAUCUAAUUGCUGGACAUGGGAGUCUUGGUCUGGAAAUCCUUGAGAUCAUCCCUAACCCAGAUGUUGUAGUCCUGUGCUGUGGUGGUGGAGGGCUACUAGCUGGUGUAGCUGCUGCCAUUAAACUUUCAAACUGUAACAGCACUAGAAUAUACGGAGUAGAACCAGCAGGAGCCUGCACCAUGUACAAAAGCUUUAUUGAGAAGAAUCCAGUAUCUAUGGAUGCAAAAAGUAUUGCAUCAGGACUGGCUCCUCCUUGUGCAGGUGCCAUCACAUUUCAAAUUUGCCAACAGUAUGUAGAAGAAAUUGUACUUGUCAAAGAUGAUGAAAUUAAAGCUGCAGUCUCCACACUGUACAGGGCUGGCAUUGUUGUGGAACCAUCAGGAGCAGCAGCCUUUGCCGCUAUUUCUGGAAACAAGAUCCCAGACCUCAAAGGGAAAAAUGUAGUUGUUGUUUUAAGUGGGGGCAACAUUGGUAAAGAUGAAUUAAGCAAUUUUCCUGAUUAAACAAAAUAUCUCUGGAUAAUAUAGUUUGGAUACUAGAAUGCCAUCUUCAUCCUCACCUUAUGCAGACUUACAGUAGGACAACCAUGGAUAUGUGAAAAUAAAAUAAACUCAAUGUUACCGUGUUAUUGAUAUGGUCCAGUGUUAAUGUGGUAAAGUUGU
Polyodon spathula (Mississippi paddlefish) is the source of this 1584-nucleotide messenger RNA. It is a transcript of the gene srr, whose product is annotated as serine racemase. The transcript has 7 exons. Lineage: Eukaryota; Metazoa; Chordata; Actinopteri; Acipenseriformes; Polyodontidae. The record is from RefSeq and is a predicted model, not a curated record. The coding region runs from base 454 to 1425 and encodes 323 amino acids. Gene Ontology annotation, biological process: L-threonine catabolic process; L-serine catabolic process. Gene Ontology annotation, molecular function: threonine deaminase activity; L-serine ammonia-lyase activity.